This is a messenger RNA of Aspergillus oryzae RIB40, 363 nucleotides long. RefSeq lists its product as uncharacterized. Lineage: Eukaryota; Fungi; Ascomycota; Eurotiomycetes; Eurotiales; Aspergillaceae. The transcript is spliced from 2 exons. The record is from RefSeq and is a predicted model, not a curated record. The coding region runs from base 1 to 363 and encodes 120 amino acids.
AUGGGCGUGUAUGUGCCUCCAGGCUAUUCGCCUCCCUUUCAGGUGGUAGACGACUCCCAUCAUGGCGCCUGGAUAAUCAUCACCGGCGCUCUGGGACUAGUUGUAUCGCUAGUCAGUUUUUUGAUUCGUCUUUAUGUGAGACUGGUGCUUAGCCCGCCGUUCGCAUACGAUGACUUUGUCCUGUUGGGAGCAACGAUUUUUGCAGUUGUCCAAACCUCGCUCUUAUUCGGCGCUGUGUCUCAAGGUUUUGGAACAGCUAUUGAUCUGCUACAGCACGACCAAGUGGAUAACAUUCAGACAGCACGUGCCCUGAUUCCCAAGAAUAUCAGAAGGCCAACCUCUAACAAAGAUAUCUAUAGUUAG